Messenger RNA from Puccinia graminis f. sp. tritici CRL 75-36-700-3, 297 nucleotides. RefSeq lists its product as uncharacterized. The transcript has a single exon. Lineage: Eukaryota; Fungi; Basidiomycota; Pucciniomycetes; Pucciniales; Pucciniaceae. The coding region runs from base 1 to 297 and encodes 98 amino acids. The record is from RefSeq and is a predicted model, not a curated record.
AUGUCUAAGAACAAGGAGGAACUACUGAAUGAUGUAUCUCAUGAAUUCUUGUUCCUUCAAAAGGGAAAAAUUAUUGAGGAUCUUUGCAAGCAAAUCAAGCAGAGACAAAAACUAGCAGCAGAGAAGGAAAAACAAACCAAAGCACCAGCAGGUUCUUCAAACCAACUUGAAGCAUUGGCGGCUACAAGUGAGGGUGAUAGCACCUAUGAAGAGGAUCCAUCAAGCAAUGCCAAAGACUCUCAAAACAUUGGUGAUGAAGACACCUUAGAGCAACUCCACCCCGGGUGGCAUAUGUAG